Trematosphaeria pertusa is the source of this 918-nucleotide messenger RNA. Its product is annotated as carbohydrate-binding module family 18 protein. The transcript has a single exon. NCBI's taxonomy places the organism in Eukaryota, Fungi, Ascomycota, Dothideomycetes, Pleosporales, Trematosphaeriaceae. Gene Ontology annotation, molecular function: chitin binding. Bases 1 to 918 code for a protein of 305 amino acids. The record is from RefSeq and is a predicted model, not a curated record.
AUGGAUGUGGGCGCUUCGCACUAUCAAUACUCGAAUGAGAUGAUGAACGCGUCGCCGCAGAAGGUCGAGAGGCGCAACGACACCACGCCCAAUCCAGUGGCAAGAUUCCUCCAUCUUCAGCCGCGACAGGCAGGUCGGUGCGGAGCGGACUUCGGCGGCCAAAGCUGCACAAACAAUCAGUGCUGCUCACAAUACGGAUACUGCGGCACCGAAUUCGAGCACUGCGGCGAAAUCGUCGGAUGUCAGCCGCAGUAUGGAAGAUGCGGGAAUCAGCCUGUUACGCCGACGUCCACGCCGACACCAACACCAACACCGACUCCGUCGUCUUCUGCGAUCCCAUCCUCGACUGUCAUUCCUUCUUCCACCGUCCGCCCCUCCACCUCUUCAUCGUUACCUCCAAUCCCCUCCGGCACCAUGGUCAUCUCAACGAACGGCAUGUGCGGUAACGUGACCACGUGCGCCGGCUCCGGCUUUGGAAACUGCUGCUCGGAGUGGUACUGGUGCGGAAGCUCAGGCGACUACUGUGGUACUGGAUGCAGGCCUUUGUUCGGAAACUGCGCCGGAGCGCCUCCAGUGUCCUCAUCCUUGCCUCCUCUCGUGUCUUCGUCUACGCGUAUCCCAUCGUCCAGCCCAACGCCUACGCCAACACCUUCCUCGACACCUAUGCCCACGCCCACGCCCACGCCGAGCUCUACUACGCCUUCUCAGCCUACGCCGACUAUCCCCGUCAGCACGGACGGUAGAUGCGGAGCCGAGAACGGCGGUCGCGGCUGUGUGGGUUCCACGUACGGACGAUGCUGCUCUUCCUAUGGGUGGUGCGGGAAUCAAGAUGACUACUGUUUAGUUUCAUGGGGUUGCCAGCCUAACUACGGAACCUGUGGUGCACAGAGUCUGUUCAUGAACUUCGCUGCGAUGUGA